AUGGUUCACUACAAACUGACCUACGGAGACGCUCGCGGCCUCGGUGAGCCAGCUCGCCUUAUCUUUCACUACGCCAAGGUGGACUUUGAGGACGACCGAUUAACCGACUUUUUUACCGCUAUGGAGAAAAUCCGUGAUCGUAAGUUAUUCUCCAUGUAUAAUAUAAGAAAACUCGGAAAUUUUUAAAUUGCAGGCACUUUUUUUUGAGAUCAUAACUCCUUUUAUCCAAUUUUAUGUAUUUUAGAACUUCCAUUCGGGCAAGCCCCAGUUCUGACUGUUGAUGGAACUGCCAUGAUCGCCCAGAGUCAGGCCAUAUACCGCUUCCUCUCUCGUCGUUUUGGGUUGGCCGGAAAGGACGAUAUUGAGCAAGCUCAGGUUGACAGCUACGGAGAUUUCUUGCAAGAUCUGAUGACCAACGUGCGUCCAUAUAUGUUGGUUGUUUCUGGCCAUGGUCAGGGAGACAAGGAGAAGUUGGCUCAGGAUGCCAAGACUUAUGUCGAGACCAAGUGGGAGAAGUAUUUCAACAGAAUCGUUGAUGUAAGCCCUUUUUUAUAUAUUUUAAUUGGACGCUGUUGCUGAUUUUAUUCUUUCGAAUUUGCUAAAUCUGUUUUAUUUAGGCUUCGGGAACUGGUUUCUUGGCGAAAUCUGGACUCACCUGGCCCGAUUUUAUCGUUUCCAACUUCUACGAGACUGCCAAAAACAUCGGACUUGAUGCCGUCACUAAUAUCAAGCAUUUCAAGACGAUCCAUGAUAAUGUGAAGGCUCUUCCUCAACUAAAGGAAUACUUUGCCCAGAGAAAGUCCUCUCAGUUCUAA
Messenger RNA from Bursaphelenchus xylophilus (pine wood nematode), 815 nucleotides. The record is from the annotation of a GenBank genome assembly. NCBI's taxonomy places the organism in Eukaryota, Metazoa, Nematoda, Chromadorea, Rhabditida, Aphelenchoididae.